GCCCUGCUGAGCCAAACUGACUGCACAGGGAAAGGCAGAAGAAAGCUAAAGAUAUGUUACUUAAGACAUGUUCUUAGAGUGGCAGGGCUUGGGUUAUUUUUUUCCCUCUCUUUCCAUUUUUCUCCUCAGACAAGCCACAUCUUGACUCAUGUGGUCUAAAGUGAAACCCUCUUAGUUACUUGAUAUUUCAGCAAAUCUCCAGGAGACUAUCGCUUCUUCUAGAGGAAGCCUCCGUCUCUCUCUUUGCUAGGGGAGCACCCACACAUACAGGGUGAGUUGGUGAGCGAUGGUAAUUCAGGCAGCCGUGGCUCCGAGUGGGUCCCAAAGACUUUUGUUCAAAAUACCUUAUGGAUCUUUGAGAAGACGGAGUGUCGAGAGGAUGACGGAGGGGCGUCGCUGUCAAGUCCAUCUCCUUGAUGAUAGAAAGCUGGAACUACUAGUACAGCCCAAGCUUUUGGCCAAGGAACUGCUUGAUCUAGUGGCAUCUCACUUCAACCUGAAGGAAAAGGAAUACUUUGGAAUAGCAUUCACAGAUGAGACGGGACAUUUAAACUGGCUUCAACUAGAUCGCAGAGUGUUGGAACAUGACUUUCCCAAAAAGUCAGGACCUGUGGUUUUGUACUUUUGUGUCAGGUUCUAUAUUGAAAGCAUUUCAUACCUAAAGGAUAACGCCACCAUUGAGCUAUUCUUCUUGAAUGCAAAAUCAUGCAUCUAUAAGGAACUUAUUGAGGUUGACAGUGAAGUGGUAUUUGAAUUAGCUUCCUAUAUUUUACAGGAAGCAAAGGGAGAUUUUUCCAGCAAUGAAAUUGUAAGGAGUGAUUUGAAGAAGCUGCCAGCACUUCCCACCCAAGCACUGAAGGAGCAUCCAUCCCUGGCUUACUGUGAGGACAGAGUAAUAGAACACUACAAGAAGCUCAAUGGUCAAACCAGAGGCCAAGCAAUUGUAAAUUAUAUGAGCAUCGUAGAGUCUCUUCCUACGUAUGGAGUACAUUAUUAUGCAGUGAAGGAUAAGCAGGGAAUUCCAUGGUGGUUAGGACUCAGCUACAAAGGAAUUUUCCAAUAUGAUUAUCAUGAUAAAGUGAAGCCAAGGAAGAUAUUCCAAUGGAGACAGUUAGAGAAUCUGUACUUCAGAGAGAAGAAGUUUUCAGUGGAAGUUCAUGACCCACGCAGGGCCUCGGUGACUAGGAGGACCUUCGGUCACAGCGGCAUUGCAGUGCAUACGUGGUAUGCAUGUCCAGCAUUAAUCAAGUCCAUAUGGGCUAUGGCCAUUAGCCAACACCAGUUCUACCUGGACAGAAAGCAGAGUAAGUCUAAAAUCCAUGCUGCAAGGAGCCUGAGCGAGAUCGCUAUUGACCUGACUGAGACAGGAACGCUGAAGACAUCAAAGUUGGCCAACAUGGGUAGCAAAGGGAAAAUUAUCAGCGGCAGCAGUGGGAGUCUCCUUUCAUCAGGUUCCCAGGAGUCAGAUAGCUCUCAGUCUGCCAAGAAGGACAUGCUGGCUGCAUUGAAAUCCAGGCAGGAAGCCCUGGAGGAAACCCUCCGCCAGCGACUGGAGGAGCUGAAGAAACUGUGUCUUCGAGAAGCGGAGCUUACAGGAAAAUUGCCAAGAGAAUAUCCCUUGGAUCCAGGGGAGGAACCACCCAUUGUUCGGAGGAGAAUAGGUACUGCCUUCAAACUGGAUGAACAGAAAAUAUUGCCCAAAGGAGAGGAAGCUGAGUUGGAACGCCUGGAACGGGAGUUUGCCAUUCAAUCGCAGAUUACAGAAGCUGCCCGCCGCCUGGCCAGUGACCCCAAUGUCAGUAAGAAGCUGAAGAAACAAAGGAAAACCUCUUACCUUAAUGCACUGAAAAAGCUGCAAGAAAUUGAAAAUGCAAUCAAUGACAACCGCAUCAAGUCUGGGAAGAAACCCACUCAGAGGGCUUCACUGAUAAUAGAUGAUGGAAAUAUUGCCAGUGAAGACAGCUCCCUCUCUGAUGCUCUUGUUCUUGAGGAUGAAGAUUCUCAGGUUACCAGCACAAUUUCCCCUUUACAGUCCCCUCACAAAGGGCUCCCCCCUCGACCGCCAUCGCACAACCGACCCCCUCCUCCCCAGUCCCUGGAAGGACUCAGGCAGAUGCACUAUCACCGGAAUGACUAUGACAAGUCACCCAUAAAGCCCAAAAUGUGGAGCGAGUCUUCCCUGGAUGAACCUUAUGAAAAGGUGAAGAAGCGCUCCUCCCACAGUCAUUCCAGUAGCCACAAGCGAUUCCCCAGCACAGGUAGCUGUGCAGAAGCUGGAGGAAGCAACUCUCUGCAAAAUAGUCCCAUCCGAGGUCUCCCUCACUGGAACUCCCAGUCCAGCAUGCCUUCUACACCAGAUCUACGAGUUCGAAGUCCUCAUUAUGUCCAUUCCACUAGGUCCGUUGACAUCAGCCCCACCAGACUGCACAGCUUAGCACUGCACUUUAGGCACCGGAGCUCCAGCCUGGAAUCACAGGGCAAGCUCCUGGGCUCAGAGAACGAUACCGGGAGCCCCGACUUCUACACCCCAAGGACUCGUAGCAGCAACGGCUCUGACCCCAUGGACGACUGCUCCUCCUGUACCAGCCACUCAAGCUCCGAACACUACUACCCGGCCCAGAUGAACCCCAACUACUCCACCCUGGCCGAGGACUCGCCGUCCAAGGCCCGGGAGCGGCAGCGGCAGCGGCACAAGUCGGCCGGGAACCUGGUCUCCUCCAACUCGGGGAGCAUGCCCAACCUGGCGGCCCGGAACGGCGCAGGCCACCACGGGGUCUACCUCCACAGCCAGAGCCAGCCUUCCUCGCAGUACCGCAUCAAGGAGUACCCGCUCUACAUCGAGGGCAGCUCCACCCCCGUGGUAGUGCGCAGCCUGGAGAACGACCAGGAGGGACACUACAGCGUCAAAGCACAAUUUAAAACCUCCAACUCCUACACGGCCGGAGGCAUGUUCAAGGAGAGCUGGCACGGGGACGAGGGCGACGCCGUGCGGCUGACGCCCUCGCGCUCCCAGAUCAUUCGGACUCCGUCCCUGGGCCGGGAGGGCCCCCACGACAAGGGCUCGGGCCGGACGGUGGUGUCGGACGAGCUCCGGCUGUGGUACCAGCGCUCCACGGCCUCCCACAAGGAGCACAGCCGCCUGUCGCACACCAGCUCCACCUCCUCCGACAGCGGCUCCCAGUACAGUACUUCAUCUCAGAGUACCUUCGUGGCUCACAGCAGGGUAACGAGAAUGCCUCAGAUGUGCAAAGCCACAUCAGCUGCCUUACCUCACAGCCAGAGAAGCUCAACACCUUCCAGUGAAAUUGGAGCUACUCCCCCAAGCAGUCCACACCACAUCUUAACCUGGCAAUCUGGGAGUUAUAAUGACAGCUGUUUCCUGGAUUCUCCCCUCUAUCCAGAACUAGCUGAUGUCCAGUGGUAUGGACAGGACAAAGCCAAGCCCGGGACUCUGGUGUGAAUGAGCUGGGCUGCAAUCUCUCAAUGCCAUUCUGAGAUCACCUCACUGCCUCUCAUUUGCCUUACCCAGACGCACGGUCACCCUGCACCAGCUUCAGCUCUUAGCACUUUUUUCCUCCCCUCUCCUCAUCCCCUCACCCUUAAAACCUGACUGAGGAGACAUUUUGGAAGGUUCCGGUCCCACUGUGUGUCCUACGGCUCUCUAGCCCACAGAGAGCCAAAUGCAAAUCCUUAGAAGCAUCCCUGAUGGCUGCCUCCAGCCCUCCUGCCACGGAUUCCCCCAGGUCAGGGACAAUCAAGAGUUGGCAUCGAGGUCCACGUCACAAAAGGAUAUUGGGGGGGAGGGUGACAAAGGGACGACCCUGGAGAGAGAAAUAAGGGCAGUGUGACUCUUCUGGGACCCAGAAAGAAUGUGCCCAUCUUGCCAUCUCUAGGCCAAUCAAGCACUUCCAGAAGAGGAUGUCUGAUGUGGGACUUUCAGAGUUUACACCUGAAGAAUUGUUUGUUUUUUUAAUACAAGAGUUUGGGGGGAAUGAAAAAGGAAGCCUGUCACUUCAGAGCUGCAUCAGAGGAUCACAAUCAGUUCUAUGCUGCCAAAGAUUAAAAUAAAAAUAACCAACAAAAAAGAAAGGCCACGAGAUGGAGGGCAUUAUGUUUUUCGUAAGCUCCUUUCACCUGCUCAAUCACUCCCAGAAAUGAGAGUCCCUACUCCUCGGCCCCCCUUUACCUCUAUUUCCCCUUCAGCAAAAAGCCUAGAAGACCAAGCCAGUGUAAUGGAUGGUAAAGAUACUCUGGUCUUGGAGAGGACCACUGCCCCAGAGUCCUAAGUAAUCUGGACAGAUGGGAAAAUAUGUGGGGGGGAGGGGGGAACAGAGGAGGUUCAAGUACUGUUCAUCCUGGCUGAACAAGCAGGGUACGAGACAGGUAGUCACUUUCUGUUCAUGGUUGUGGUCAAGCAGUCUAUCAUGGAAACAACUCAUAAAAUCAUAUCCUCUUUUAUGCAGGAGGCGUUUCAUUUUUUGUGGGAAACCAAGGGUUAAAAGCACAUUGUGAUCCAUCCAAGUGGUAAAGCUACGUUAGCAUUUAAUUGUUGUAGGUCUUUUCAUGUUCAUUUAGCACUUGUGUAGCAAAGGGUUCAGAUCUCAGCACCCAGUUACUUAAUGUGUUGCUUAUUUAAAGAAUACAACUAUGCUCUUAAGAUGUGAGAUUUCCAGUAGGCUGUCUACUAGCCAACAGGCAUGGCACAGUUUUUUUUUUUGAAAAAACCUCCCCAUGGGACAAUAACACCAAAAACAUUACCAAUGACCUUGACGCAUAGAUUUGUCUGUAGGUGCCCAAAAUGGGUGAAGGGAAAAAAAAAGGGUGAUUUAAAGGGGCUGCAAGUUUACAUGUAUUAUGAGCAAUGCUUUUUACCUGUCUAGAAAGCCAUCAAUCUUCAAAGGCCUCAAAAGUACUUUUAUAUUACCGAACAAGUGCACAAUCUCCACUGAGUUAUUUACGCCGGCACAAACAAGGUUUCCACAGAGGUGCUGGGCUGGGUUUAUUGCCACAAGUGGGGUUGGGAAGGUGAGGGAGCAGGAGACAUUUUUUCCACUUGUUCUGUGCAGAUAAUGAGUUUCUAUUGGAAAGGCAUUCAACAGCCAGGGGGGCGGGCCAGAGGGAGGGGGUAUGGUAUUGGGAGUAUUUUGUGGAAAAGCAAAACUGAAGUUAGCUUUAGAAUAAAACUUUAAAAAAAAAAAAAAGAAAAAGAAAAAAAUAAAAAAUGGAUAAUCCUUUGUUUAUAUGUGUGUGUGUGUGAUCCAAGAAUAACAAUAGACUCUACCAGACCAGGAGGGUAAGAACCAAAAUACUAAAACCAGAAAGUAAACAAUUUAUCGUGGAACAUUUAUUACAGCUCAGGCAGUAAGUCUAGUGGAGCAGUGGGGAGAAGUCAGAACCCAGGUCUGGGAGGGAAGAUGAGAAUCUGGGCACAUCAUCAAAUAUCUGCAUAGUAAAGUACUGUGUGUCAUUUCCUUCUCAUCUUGAUGAUGAGAUCAGGAAAAUCAGUUGGUAGAAAAGCAUUCAUAUUUAUAGAUUGUUUGGAGAUAUGCAGUUCAGUAUAAAUGCUGGUCAGUUUUUAGCUUACCAAAUAUUUUUGUCUACCUGUUAAGUUUAAUUACUUUUAUGAACAUUUUAAUUUUUCUUCCUUGUCCUGAUUUAUUAAACAUUACUAGACUUUUUAGGUCUCCCUUCCCCCCCCUUUAAAAAUAAUGCAGGACUAAAAUCAGGCUGAACAGUAAUUUUGUAGGGAGCUGGUUGGGAAUGAGACUCUAAGGGACAGAAAACUCAAAAGGGGACAAGGGGAAUAAGGAGACAACUCCAUAUAUGGUACUUUUAUACAACUGUUAAGUCUAAAUUGUAGACUCUAAAGUGAAUAUUGUCAAGAAUCAAAAAUUAAGACAGAUUUUAAUCCAGUUGUGUUGCCACAAAAGGGAUACGAGGAAAAAAAUUUUCCUAAAAACCUAUUUAGGAUUUUUUUUGGAGGAAAGAAGGGAAGAGAGACAAGGAUGGGGAAUACCAGACAAAUUUCAUGCCAGUCUGGUAGUAGAGACAGGAGAUUAAGUAAAACAGGUUUUACUGUUUAGCUGCAUUCAAUUAAUACAAAUGUAUAUAAAAUGUUAGUAAUUUGAGAUUAACAUGCUAAACAAUGGGAAACAUUAUAACUAUUGUAUACAAGCACUUGCAGACUUCUUAUAUGACCGUAUUUGUUUUUAAAAAAUAAAAUGAAAUAUUAAGCCCCUGGUCUGAUCUAAAGCCACUAUUGCAUUCUUUGGAUACAUGUAUGAAAUUUCCUGUUUAGCCAGAAAACUGGUGUUGACAGAUACACCAGACUAUAUUGUGAGGCAGGUUGAUUUUUUAAAAGUCUAUUAUAUGCAGUUGAGUGUUGAAAAUGUUAAAGAAAAAAAUUCAAUUUGUUUUCAUUCAGUAUUAGUUUAGUUCCAAACAUAGCAAACUCCAUCCAGGUGCUAUAAGAUGACCAGUUACUGCUUAGUUAACUAGGUGUAAAGUUUUACAUAUACAUUAAUGUCAAUAGUUUUAUUACAAGUUGUGUAAAAUGGAUUCUAGUUUAAAAAAUGGGGGGAAGAUUAGAUUGCUCCUGAAACUGACUGUAGAGCAUGUAAAAUGAUUUUACCGGAUUCUGUUUGAUUGUAAUCAAUUUAAAAAGAUGUAUGUUGUAGAAAAAAGUUGCAGAAUCUAAAAAGAAAAAUCUGCUUUUAAUUUAUUCUUUUUGUAUUAAGAAUUUGUAUAGUACCUUUACAUUUUGCAAAACAGUGUUGUCAACACUUAUUAAAGCAUUUUCAAAGUGAAA
Messenger RNA from Antechinus flavipes (yellow-footed antechinus), 6808 nucleotides. RefSeq names its product FERM domain containing 4A (gene FRMD4A). The coding region runs from base 287 to 3460 and encodes 1057 amino acids. The record is from RefSeq and is a predicted model, not a curated record. Gene Ontology annotation, cellular component: bicellular tight junction; adherens junction; cytoskeleton. NCBI's taxonomy places the organism in Eukaryota, Metazoa, Chordata, Mammalia, Dasyuromorphia, Dasyuridae. Gene Ontology annotation, biological process: establishment of epithelial cell polarity. The transcript has 23 exons.